This is a messenger RNA of Mirounga angustirostris (Northern elephant seal), 2712 nucleotides long. RefSeq names its product gap junction protein alpha 3 (gene GJA3). Gene Ontology annotation, molecular function: gap junction channel activity. The transcript is spliced from 2 exons. The record is from RefSeq and is a predicted model, not a curated record. Lineage: Eukaryota; Metazoa; Chordata; Mammalia; Carnivora; Phocidae. Gene Ontology annotation, biological process: visual perception; cell-cell signaling. Gene Ontology annotation, cellular component: gap junction; connexin complex. Bases 174 to 1523 code for a protein of 449 amino acids.
CCGCGGGGAUGGCCGCCGGGGCGGGGAGGCCGGGCCCUUGCGCGGGGCGCACGCGUUAAGUUGCACCGCACGUGUAAGAGAAAUUCUCCUUUUCAGAGCGGCCGGGAGCCCUGCUCGAGAAGGAGCGCACCCGGGUCGCCGCCGCGGCAGAGCGGGGUUAGCAAUCUGAAGCAAUGGGCGACUGGAGCUUUCUGGGGAGACUAUUAGAGAACGCACAGGAGCACUCCACGGUCAUUGGCAAGGUUUGGCUGACGGUCCUGUUCAUCUUCAGGAUCCUGGUGCUGGGCGCCGCAGCCGAGGAGGUGUGGGGGGACGAGCAGUCAGACUUCACGUGUAACACGCAGCAGCCCGGCUGCGAGAACGUCUGCUACGACAAAGCCUUCCCCAUCUCCCACAUCCGCUUCUGGGUGCUGCAGAUCAUCUUUGUGUCCACGCCCACCCUCAUCUACCUGGGCCAUGUGCUGCACAUCGUGCGCAUGGAAGAGAAGAAGAAAGAGCGGGAGGAAGAGCUGCUGAAGGGCGACAGCCCGCACCACGGGCCGGCUGCACGCUGUGGGCCGGGCGGCCACAGCCAGAAGGACAGGCCGCCGGUGCGGGAUGACCGGGGCAAGAUCCGAAUCGCCGGGGCCCUGCUCCGGACCUACGUGUUCAACAUCAUCUUUAAGACGCUGUUUGAAGUGGGCUUCAUCGCCGGGCAGUACUUUCUGUACGGCUUUGAGCUGAAGCCGCUGUACCGCUGUGACCGGUGGCCCUGCCCCAACACGGUGGACUGCUUCAUCUCCAGGCCCACAGAGAAGACCAUAUUCAUCAUCUUCAUGCUGGCCGUGGCCUGCGUGUCCCUCUUACUCAACAUGCUGGAGAUCUACCACCUGGGCUGGAAGAAGCUUAAACAAGGAAUGACCAACCACUACCGCUCAGACUCCCCUGAAUCCAGGGUGGGGGCCACAAACCCAGGGGGUGUGAGCCCACUCCUCCUCCCCUCCCACUCUGCCCCGCCCACGGUUACCAUCGGAUUCCCGCCUUACUACACUCACUCUGCCUCUUCCCUGGCAAAGGCCACGGCCGCGGGCUACCCCGGAGCCCCUCCACCAGCAACAGACUUCAACCUGGCAGCCCUGAACGAGGCACCGGGGAAGGACCACCCCGCCAAAUUCUACAACGGCAACCACCACCUGCUAGUGACAGAACAGAACUGGGCCAACCAGGAGGCCGAGCAGCAGACUUCUGCGAGGAAGGCCUCCCCUCCAGCGUCGGCUUCUGCGACCCUGAGCCCUACAGGCAGCGCCCAGCAGCUCCCUGAGAACGGUGGCGCGGGAAGCAGCGCGCCCGGCCUGUCGCUGAACGGGCACGGCAGCAGCUUGGGAGAGAGCAAACUGGCAGUGACUCCCGACGACGGGGAGCAGGCAGUGACCACCGCGGUGGAGAUGCACGCGCCUCCUUUGCUCCCGGCAGAGCCGGGCCGAUCAAGCAAGGCCAGUAAGUCCAGCGGCGGCAGGGCCAGACCCAGUGACUUGGCCAUCUAGCGGUGGUCUCUCCAGACAGCUUUAUAAUAACCUCUUUUCUAGCAACCAAAACCAAAGUGCAGUUCCAGUCUGCAGGUAGAGAAAGCCUGGAAGUGAGAGAGCACUGGAGUGGAGGAGGGGACGAUCAAGCGGAAGAGAGCAGGUUUCUGUGUGUCCAUGCUUGCUGUUCUUAACACUGUGAGGUAGAGUGGGGAGAAGGUCCACGCUUGCUGAGAUGGGGAGGUAGGGGCAAAGUGGGUGCAGGGGCUGUUGACCUUUAAAGAUAUUCACAACAACCCAAGAGUCCAGCAACCUGGGCCACCUUUGCAGGUGUUGCUGCCCAGCCUUGGGCUCCUGCUGUCUCUGUGGGUGACUGUUCUCCUGUGGUAAAAGCAGGUGGUGUCUGCAGUCACUUCAGUUCGGGGCAAUUAGGCUUUCCAUUCCUAUGCUCUCCAGAGCCUCUGGGCAGCCCAGAAAGUCACAGACGCACUUAGCACUAUCUCUGUUUGAUACUUUUAACUUAGAGUUGAAUUUCAUUUGGGAUAUUUGCCAAACUGCACUAAAAAAAGAUUUAGAGCAAGUCCAUAUAGUGUCAUUUGAGUUUCUGAAAUUGCCUGUGAAGCCCAGGAUAUCAAACUGUAUGCUUCAUGACAAGUGACAAUGAGCAGCUACCCUCCAGAGGUGGAUUCAGCGCAGGCGAGAGCCACAGAGGUUGCUGGUAAGAAAGCAGGUAGAAAUGCAGCGACACUCGAGAUAAUUUUUAAACAGCUGAGGAAAUUGAAAUAAAAGUGUGGCAGGUAUGCCUUAGGUAUUUAUUUUUUAAAUGAUAUUUUGUGCUUUGAUCUGAAUUGUACAGGUAUGCCUAUUUCCCCCCACUUUCUUUCAGGAGAAAUGAAAGAAAAAUAGUACUAUUAAAAUGAAUACUGACCAAGAGAAUGCUAAUUUGUCCCAUUACAUACUGGUAAAGAUUUGAACCUUCUUUUAAAGAAACUCUUCGACCUCAUGAGUCAGCUAAUUGCUAUGCGAAUGUACUAUAUAAAAUAAAGGCAGGGGAAAUUUAAGUGCAUUUCCAAUACUUGAAGUUGUGAAGUUUUUGAAUGGAAGGUUAAAAGUUAACUACUCUUGCCAGAAAAAUUAUUUAUACAGAUGAAUCGAUGACCUACAUUUUUUUUUUUAACAGUACAAAAUAAAACUCUUUGAGUUUCCUAAC